CCGGCACCGGUGGUCGCUGCAGAUCUCCGCUCCUUCCCCGGCCCGCAGCGCAGCCUCCGCCAGGCCCCGCCGGCCCCUCGGACCAUGGCCAACGCCGAGCGCACCUUCAUCGCCAUCAAGCCGGACGGCGUGCAGCGCGGCCUGGUGGGCGAGAUCAUCAAACGCUUCGAGCAGAAGGGGUUCCGCCUCGUGGCCAUGAAGUUCCUCCAGGCCUCUGAGGAACUCCUGAAGCAGCACUACAUAGACCUGAAAGACCGCCCUUUUUUCCCGGGGCUGGUGAAGUACAUGAACUCCGGGCCGGUUGUGGCAAUGGUCUGGGAGGGCCUGAAUGUUGUGAAGACCGGCCGAGUGAUGCUUGGGGAGACCAACCCAGCAGACUCCAAGCCUGGCACCAUUCGUGGGGACUUCUGCAUUCAGGUUGGCAGGAACAUCAUUCAUGGCAGUGAUUCAGUAAAAAGUGCUGAGAAAGAAAUCAGCCUAUGGUUUAAGCCCGAAGAAUUGGUGAGCUACAAGUCCUGUGCUUUUAACUGGAUCUAUGAAUGAGAGGUAGACAAAGUCCCUGGAGCGUCCCUGGACACAGCUCUUCAUUUUGCUUGGAAGCAAUAGGAUCUAUCUUUUCUUAAGCAUAUUUACCAAUAAAGCUUUUGGAAACUGGGUGCAGCCUCCUGUGCUUAUUUGAUUCUAAACUGG
Molecule: messenger RNA, 690 nt
Organism: Talpa occidentalis (Iberian mole)
Lineage: Eukaryota; Metazoa; Chordata; Mammalia; Eulipotyphla; Talpidae
Product: nucleoside diphosphate kinase B
Exons: 5
Coding region: 85-543 (152 amino acids)
Biological process (GO): CTP biosynthetic process; GTP biosynthetic process; UTP biosynthetic process
Molecular function (GO): nucleoside diphosphate kinase activity
Source: RefSeq, a predicted model, not a curated record